This is a messenger RNA of Dothidotthia symphoricarpi CBS 119687, 1326 nucleotides long. RefSeq lists its product as uncharacterized. The coding region runs from base 82 to 1323 and encodes 413 amino acids. The transcript has a single exon. NCBI's taxonomy places the organism in Eukaryota, Fungi, Ascomycota, Dothideomycetes, Pleosporales, Dothidotthiaceae. The record is from RefSeq and is a predicted model, not a curated record.
UUCCCCAGCUCAUCUGCAUACAUUUAUCGUCUCUUCUCACCAUUGACCCUUACCAAUUGAACAAGAUCAACUCACAUCACAAUGUUCUCAAGACAAGCUACCCAAAAUGCCCGCUUUGCGGCUCGUUGUGCGCGUCGCCCAGCUGCACGAGCAGCCAACCCCAACUUCCGCACACAACAACCGCGCUUCCAGUCUACCGCCUCGGAGCAGGCAGCCAGCACAGCAUCGCCCGCAGUGAUUGGUGCUCUCACCGGAACGCUCGCCACGUUCACAGUUGGCUACAUUGCCUACCGACAGUCGGGCGCCUAUCAGCUCGUGAAGGCUUCCAAGACCACCCAGGACUACGUCAACACAGCGACGAAGAAGAUCAAGGAGUCGACACCAGAGCCUAAUGAAGCGUUAGAAUGGCUACGCAAUGCUGCCCAGAGCUACGCAGCCUUUAUACCCGGUGCCAAGGGAUACGUUGACACUGCCUUCAACGAUCUCGAUGCCAUCCGCGCCAAGCACGGUGAUGAGGUUGAUGCCAUUAUCAGCGAGGCGUACGAGGAUAUGCGCAAGGUCCUCGGCAACGGCGACCUCAGCCUCGUCACUGCACACAAGACCUGGGACGUCAUCACCAAGCAUCUUGCUCGUGUCAGCGACCUCGCUGGUGAUGCCUCGCAACAGAUCAUGGACAACCACCCAAAGCUGAAGGAACAGCUUGGUGGCAACUGGGACAAGCUCAAGGAGAUGGGAGACAGCUACGGCCCGGAGGUUAAGAAGGAGGUUGACAGGACAUGGGGGCAGAUCAGCGAUAUCGUCAAGACUGGCGUGAGCGCAGAGAACAUUGCCAAAAUCAAGAAGGUCAUAAACGAGAAGGUUGAGAAGAUCCAACAGCUUGGUGACAAGGCAUGGCAGAAGGGUCUUGAGCAGGCCAAGCCCUACCUCGACAAGAACCCCGAAGUCAAGAAGCUGGUUGAGGAGAACGCAGAUGCGCUGAAGCAGGGCAAUUUCCAAGAGCUGUUCAAGCGCGUCAAGUCUGCUGUCGAGAACGGUGACACUGGCGAUCUUGAGAAGUACGUCAAGGGCGCUGCUAACAAGGUUCAAGACAAGGCCAAGGACAGCGGCAUGGGUGGCGGCCUUGAGAAGUUCUUUGGUGGGAUCCCAGGAGCUGAGCAGAUUAUGCCCAAGUUGAGCCAGCUGCAGGAGGCGGCAGAGAAGCACGGCGACGAGGCGCAGGAUAUCCUCAAGAAGGCUGUAUCCGAGAUCUCUGAGGUGUUGAAGAAGCACGGAGACGAGGCACAAAAUCUUGCCAAGAAGGCUAAGGAUGAUGCGAAGAAAUGAGCG